Molecule: messenger RNA, 1087 nt
Organism: Tinamus guttatus (white-throated tinamou)
Lineage: Eukaryota; Metazoa; Chordata; Aves; Tinamiformes; Tinamidae
Source: RefSeq, a predicted model, not a curated record
AUGACGGGGCCUUGCUGCGAGUUGCGACACGGCUCUGUCACGCAUUGGGAAUCUGCAAUCAGAAUUGGUGUGCUAGAUUGUGGGGAAGAGGAGAACUACGAGACAUGUAAAGAAUAUGGUAUUCAUUAUUAUCCAACAUUUAGGUACUUCAAGGCAUUUACAAAGCAGUUUACAAUCGGAGAAAAUUAUAAAGAAGGAGCAGAUCGUGAGCUGCAAACAGUUCGCCAGAUGAUGAUUGACUUCUUACAGAACCACACUCAAGAGCUGAGGCCACCUGCUUGCCCUCCCUUGGACCCAGUUUCGUCCAGUGAUAUUACUUCCCUUUUCGACAAGAGUAGCCCUCAUUACACUGCCAUCGUGUUUGAAAACAGUAACUCCUAUGUUGGACGAGAGGUUAUCUUAGAUUUGAUUCAGUAUGAAAACAUUGUGGUAAAGAGAGCACUGAAUUUUGAUAAGCCUUUUCUGGAGAAACUCAGUAUUACGUCUAUCCCUUCAUGCUACCUGGUACAUCCAAAUGGAUCCCACGGAUUAAUUAACAUUUUGAAGCCCCUACGGUCUUUUUUUUCUUCGUAUCUAAAGUCACUGCCAGGUGUAACAAAAAAGCUUCUUUUGCCACCUCAGCUACCUGUAAAGGGAAACAAAGAGGAGAGCACAGAAAUCAAGGAGUGGAAAGAAUUUGAUAAAUCUAAGCUGUACAUGGCUGACCUUGAGUCAGGAUUGCAUUACCUGCUCCGGGUAGAGCUCGCCACGCACAAGGCGCUGGAGGGCGCGGAGCUGAAGACCUUCAAGGAUUUUGUUACCAUCUCUGCCAAGCUUUUUCCCGGCCGUCCUCCUGUGGUGAAGUUGUUAGAGACCUUGCAAGAGUGGCUGGUGAGCCUUCCAUUAGACAAAAUCCCUUAUGAUGCUAUCCUAGAUCUGGUCAACAACAAAAUGCGGAUUUCUGGGAUAUUUCUCACUAAGCGAAUUCAGUGGGUCGGGUGCCAGGGCAGCAGACCCGAACUGAGAGGUUAUAGCUGCUCCCUUUGGAAGCUCUUCCACGUCUUGACCGUUCAAGCUGCGCUGCGACCAACAGCCCUGAUAAAUACAG